This is a messenger RNA of Closterium sp. NIES-65, 1177 nucleotides long. Lineage: Eukaryota; Viridiplantae; Streptophyta; Zygnematophyceae; Desmidiales; Closteriaceae. The record is from the annotation of a GenBank genome assembly.
CGAUCUCAGCUUCAACCUUCUCAGCGGCGCUCUGCCUCGCUCCAUCACUCAACUGCGCAAGCUCUCUUCCAUCCACAUGACCAACAACAGCUUUUAUGGCUCUCUCCCAUCGUCUCUGGGACUGCUCUCACCCCUCCAGCUGCUGGAUCUCAGCUUCAACCGCUUCUCAGGGCCCCUCCCACUCACCAUCACCCAGCUCACGCGCCUUUCCUUUCUUGACCUGAGCGCCAACAGCUUCAGCGGUUUGCUGCCAGAGGCCAUCACGGCACUGACCGCCCUUCAGCACAUCAACCUUGUUGACAACCGUGACCUCACUGGUGUGCUGCCUCCAGGCCUGGGCGCCCUCACCGCCCUCACCAUGCUUGCUGUGAAGAACACCUCGCUCAUCUGCCCCUCCACAGACGCCGCCUGUGACGUGCCUCAGACGCUGCUCUCGCCCUUCUGCAUCCAGUGCCCUAACUACUGCCGCCACUGCAUUCAAUACGGUACCUCUCCAUCGCCCCCAGCUCCUGCAGGCUCCCAGCCUUCCUACUUCCCAGAAAAACCAUUACCACCCCCUUCACCUGCCGCACCGCCUCUUCCCCCCAUGGGUCGCCCCAUCAACCGGCCUCAACUCGUCACCACCACCACUGUCAGCAGCAGCAAGGGGGGCCUGUCAGGGGGCGCCAUAGCGGCCAUUGUGAUCGGGCUGCUCAUUGUGCUCAUCACUGCUGCUGGCCUCGCAUACAUUGUCAUCACCCACAAGCCCGACGCGCCUGACCAGCAAGGUAGUUUCCGCCCCUCAACCUGCAUAUUUUCAUAUGGCGUUUAUCCUUUUGAUGCUGCUGUUGGGUUCAAAUCGUCAAGCAUACUUCGACAUAGAUCGCCCGAUUCAAGAUUAGGCGCAUGCGUCUCUUGGCGCAUUGCGCAUGACGGUGGUGGUUCAUGGCGCUAUGGCAGCAGAGCUCAUCUAGAGUGCAGUGUAGUGGGAGAGGUUAGAGGGAGAGGGAGUGCAUUCAUGCCAUGCGUGCGCUCCUCUCUCCCCUCCCUGUCCUCUCUCCCAAUCUUCUCUCACUCCACUCCCUGCUCUCUCGAUUCUCCCUAUCUCCCUUCAUGCUCCUCCCCUCUGUCAUUUCUUAACCCCCCCGGUCCGAUCUACCUAUUGGGGCUGCGCCUCCCUCAGAUUGCAAUGCCUUGA